AUGUUGUCCAAGAACAGAAUUCUCCACCACUUCAACCGGCAUCUGGCCUUGGCCUUCGGUGUCAUCGCCGUGUCGACCUUCAACUAUGGCUUUGACAAUGCCGCUUACAACAACGCUCAAGCCAUGACGGCCUUUCAGACGCAAUUUGGUGACUGGGAUGCAGAGACUGGCACUUACAAGAUCUCGCCGUCGUGGCUGUCGCUCUUCAACAGCCUGAACUAUAUUGGCUUCGGUGCAGGAGUUAUCAUCGGCAGCUUGGUCAGCGAACGAUGGGGUCGGCGAUGGUGCAUGUUUGGCAUGAGUGCGUGGGCACUUGUUCCAGCUAUCAUGGCUGUGACAGCUGUGAGCAAGCAUCAGAUCAUGGCGACCAGAAUUCUCAACUAUAUCUACAUUGGCAUGGAGCUUGCCGUCGUCCCCGUCUACCAGUCCGAGAUCAUGCCGCGAGAGAUUCGUGGCUUUGCUGUUGGCUCAUACCAGUUCAGCUUGAUGAUGGGAACUCUUAUUGUGAGCUGCGUCUGCAGGGGCACAAGCACCUUGCCCGGCAACCAAUCAUUCAGAAUCCCAUUCGGCCUCUUUUUCGUUAUUCCUACUCUCGUGAUGGUCCUCAUCUUCUUCAUCCCCGAGUCUCCGCGAUGGUUGCUCACGAAGGAUCGAGUCGAAGAAGCACGCACCUCCCUCGGAAAAGUACGACAAGGGAGACUGACUGAAGCCGAGAUCGACGAGCAGUUUGCCGCUCUUCAAUACGCAUUGGAACAUGAACCCGAGCAAGGAAGAUACAUUGAGCUAUUUCAGGGGAAGAAUCUAAAGCGGACAGCCAUCGUCGCUGCCAUGAACUUCUUCCAGCAGGCAACAGAUAUCGGAACCGUCAACCCGUUUACCAUGACCAUCGUCAACGCUGUUGUCAAUCUUACUGCUGCAUUUACUGGACUGUAUCUUGUUGAUCGACUCGGCCGUCGACCUCUUUUAUUCACUAGCGCAGGCUGGAUGUUCUCAGCAAUCGUCACCAUGGGCGCCCUCGGCACGGUGCCAAACCCUUCCUUCGGCGUCAAGUCAGGCAUCGUAGCCAUGCUCACACUCUUUGGCUCGGGCUUCACCUUUGCCUUUGCCCCUCUCAACUACGUCGUCACGACCGAGAUCCCAGCUCUUCGCCUUCGAGAUGCAUCGCAGCGUACUGCUUCUAUUGUCAACGUCGUGGCCAACUUUAUCGUCAGCUUUAGCAUCCCGUACCUGAUUUACGAUGAGUACGCCGGUCUUGGAUCCAAGGUUGGAUUCGUCUUUGCCGGCAUCCUUGCCUUGGCUAUCAUUUUUGUCUUCUUCUGUGUUCCAGAGUGCAAGGGCAAGUCACUGGAGCAAGUAGACCGAAUGUUCAACGAGGGUAUAACCCUUCGAAAGUUUGGCAAGUACACACCCGAAGAGGUGACUGGGGAUUUGGAACAGACAGGAGAGAAAGGAGCUGCUCCGGCGGCGGCUGUCAACCACCAGGACCGGUCGUGA
This is a messenger RNA of Phialemonium atrogriseum, 1494 nucleotides long. RefSeq names its product general substrate transporter. NCBI's taxonomy places the organism in Eukaryota, Fungi, Ascomycota, Sordariomycetes, Cephalothecales, Cephalothecaceae. Gene Ontology annotation, molecular function: carbohydrate:proton symporter activity. Gene Ontology annotation, cellular component: membrane. Bases 1 to 1494 code for a protein of 497 amino acids. The record is from RefSeq and is a predicted model, not a curated record. The transcript has 6 exons. Gene Ontology annotation, biological process: carbohydrate transport; transmembrane transport.